CCGCUCCCGGACGUCCCGCGGACCGAGGUGAUAUUUCAGAAUUCUGCCUUGGGGCCAGCCUUGGGCUGUUGUCCUAUGCCUCCUGCUGCUUAGUUGGAAUUACAGAAAUGCACCACCUUGCCCAGCCUGUGUGUUGAAUGCCUGCCGUGUGCACCAUGUCUCUGGUAGACGUAGCUGGGGCCCAGACACCUGAGACACCGGAGACUGAGGCAGACACCCCCACCCAUCUGGCAGAGGAGGAGGAGGAGGAAGAGGAGGAAGAGGAGCUGCCAGUGGAUGCCCCCACCCAGCUGGCCAAGGAGGAGGAGGAGGAGCUGAUACUGCCAAUGGAUGCCCCCACCCAGGUGAUGGAGGAGGAGCCGGUACCCGUACCACAGCCCGGCGUGGUGGACCGUGUGGCCGCCAUGCCGUUCAUCAGCUCCACCUGCGACAUGGUGUCAGCCGCCUACACCUCCACCAAGGAGAGCUAUCCACCCGUCAAGGUUGUGUGCGACAUGGCGGAGAAAGGCAUCAGGACGCUCACGGAUGCUGCGGUCAGCGGGGCCCAGCCCAUCCUGUCCAAGCUGGAGCCCCAGAUCUCCUCGGCCAGCCAAUAUGCCCACCGGGGCCUGGACCGCUUGGAGACAGUGCCGAUCCUGCAGCAGACCUCAGACAAGGUCCUGGCUGACACCAAGGAGCUGGUGUCCUCCAAGAUGACGGAGGCCCGAGAGAUGUUGUCCAGUGCCAAGGACACUGUGGCCACUGGUGUGACCGAGGCGGUGGACAUGACCAUGUCGGUGCUCAGCAGCGGCAUGAACUCAGUCAUGGGCUCCCGUGUGGGUCAGAUGGUGACCAGCAAGAUGGACACCAUGCUGGGCAAGUCGGAAUCCUGGGCAGACAACCACCUGCCUAUGACAGACGAAGAGCUGGCGCGCCUGGCCGCGUCGGUGGAGGGCUGCGACCUGGCCUCGGUGCAGCAGCAGCGGCGGGAGCAGAGCUACUUCGUGCGCCUGGGCUCGCUGUCGGAGCGCCUGCGGCAGCGCGCCUGCGCACACGCGCUGGGGCGGCUGCGGGGCGCCGGGCAGCGCGCGCAGGAUGUGCUGCAGCAGCUGGCGCAUGCGCUCAGCUUGAUGGAGAUGACGAAGCAGGGAGUGGACCAGAAGUUGGGGGAGGGGCAGGAGAAGCUGCGCCAGAUGUGGCUGAACUGGAAGAAAGCGGAGACCCCGAACAACGAGGGGAAGAGUGAGAGGGACCCGGACCCCACAGAGGCAGAGCAGGUGGAGUCGCAGGCGCUGAGCAUGGUCCGGGACCUCACAGGGCAGCUGCAGAGCGCGUGCGCGGCGCUGGGCGCCAGCCUGCAGGGGCUGCCGGCGCAGGUGAAGGAGCAGGCCCAGCAGGCGCGCCGCCACGUGGAGGCCCUCCACGCCACCUUCGCCCACGCCCAGUCCCUGCAGGACCUGUCCAGCGGCGCCCUCACCCAGAGCCGCGAGCGCGUGGCCCAGGCCCGGGAGGCCCUCGCGCACACAGUGGAGUCCGUGGCCCAGAACCCUCCCCUCAUGUGGCUGGUGGGCCCUUUCUCCCCGGGGAUCACCGAGAAAGCCCCCGAAACCAAGUAGGGUGGGAGGAAGGGCGGGGGGGGGGGGAUUGCAUCCCUCCACGACCUCUGGUGCCAAGGAGCCUUUAAAGGAGGUGGCCCUGGAAUUGGACAGCUCAUCACUCCCGCUGAGCUGGGUGGAAACGCCUGGGGAGCCUCCUGGAAGAGAAAAAAAUUUUUUUCCUAAAAGUUUCCAAAACCUUCCUUUCUUUCUUUCUUUCUAAAAGUUAGCAAUAUUGUUCUUAUGACACCUGAUUUCCUUUCCUAUCUCACGGCUUGGAUGCCGGGCUUCUGUGAAAAUGGAUUUAGGUACGGGAAGUUGGCCUCUGCGAUGCGUGCGAUGGACAGGCUCGCUCCGCCUGUCGCCUUGUUGUUCUGGGAUGCCUUAAUAAACUUUACCCGCAACUCA
Perognathus longimembris pacificus (Pacific pocket mouse) is the source of this 1982-nucleotide messenger RNA. RefSeq names its product perilipin 3 (gene Plin3). Gene Ontology annotation, cellular component: lipid droplet; cytosol. Gene Ontology annotation, biological process: lipid storage; positive regulation of triglyceride storage. NCBI's taxonomy places the organism in Eukaryota, Metazoa, Chordata, Mammalia, Rodentia, Heteromyidae. The transcript has 9 exons. The coding region runs from base 138 to 1595 and encodes 485 amino acids. The record is from RefSeq and is a predicted model, not a curated record.